GCCAAAUACCGCAGCUCCCCAGCUUAGCCCAGCAUACGGUGACGAGGAGAGGACAGAGGGAGCAGCUGGUGUGGACGCUGGCCGGAUGGUUAAAUCUAACCUACAGACGAUUUUGAAUAGUCACUGUUUUGCUAGAGAAAAAGAGAGAAACUUACCCGAGAUGCCUGUUAUCGAGAAGUCCAGUAAUAAACCUGAAAGUGAAAGUAUCUCCAGUCCUCUGAGGUGCUCCCGCUGUUGCAGUAACCCGUGUCCGGGGCCUCUGUGGUGCUCCGAUGCCCCUCUCCCACCCCUGAAGAUCCCAGGUGGGCGAGGGAAUGACCAACGGGAUCGCAAUCUUUCAGCUAAGCUGUUCUAUUCUGAUGCUCAGUUGCUGGUUCUUGAGGAGCCUUCCCCUGCCAAUAGCAGAGUGCGCUUCUUACUCUUUGAGCCCCGGCGCUCUGAAGGAAAGCACUGUGUCUGGAGGGCGGCGCUGAAAGGAGGAAACCUGUACGUUGAAAUCCCUCCUGGAGCUUUGCCCGAGGGGAGCAAGGACAGUUUUGCGCUUCUGCUGGAGUUUGCAGAAGAGCAGCUGCAGGUUGACCACGUUUUCAUCUGUUUUCAUAAGAGCCGUGAUGAUAGAGCAUCCCUGCUGCGUACAUUCAGUUUCCUGGGCUUUGAGAUUGUGAGACCAGGUCAUCCCCUCGUCCCUUCCCGCCCUGACGCUUUCUUCAUGGCUUACAGCAUCGAGCGUGACUCUUCAGAUGAUGAUUAAAAUUACGCUGAGCAGUUACAAAUCUUUUUUUUUUUGUUUGUUUUUGUUUAUUUCAAUCCACAACCACAUCUUUAUAAUUUUGUUUUUUAAAAAAUGUCAUCCAAGCUCAGUAUGGUUGAGGUGUGUUUUACCUGCCACGUGCUGUGUUUCAUUACGAUUUGCACUAGGGUAAGAUGUUAAUAUGUCAGGAAUGUAAAUCAAGCAACACGUAAUAUUUGGGCAAUGCAUCCUCACCGCUGUGAUA
Molecule: messenger RNA, 995 nt
Organism: Oreochromis niloticus (Nile tilapia)
Lineage: Eukaryota; Metazoa; Chordata; Actinopteri; Cichliformes; Cichlidae
Gene: oaz1a
Product: ornithine decarboxylase antizyme 1a
Biological process (GO): positive regulation of protein catabolic process
Cellular component (GO): cytoplasm; nucleus
Molecular function (GO): ornithine decarboxylase inhibitor activity
Source: RefSeq, a predicted model, not a curated record